Naegleria gruberi is the source of this 1188-nucleotide messenger RNA. RefSeq lists its product as uncharacterized. NCBI's taxonomy places the organism in Eukaryota, Heterolobosea, Eutetramitea, Acrasida, Naegleriidae. Gene Ontology annotation, biological process: protein polyubiquitination; proteasome-mediated ubiquitin-dependent protein catabolic process. Gene Ontology annotation, molecular function: ubiquitin protein ligase activity; protein binding. The record is from RefSeq and is a predicted model, not a curated record. Bases 1 to 1188 code for a protein of 395 amino acids. The transcript has a single exon.
AUGAACAACUGUAGAGAUUCUCUCAUUAAUAAUAAUUUUACUUCAAGCAUGGAAUUUAGCAAAAUAAUGACGUUCCAAUAUCAGGCCUCAACCACAACAACAUCGACAGCAGAUCAAGUAGUUGUUCACUUGAUAGACUUGCACAAAUCAACAAGUACCUCCUUCGAACAACUUCGAAUUAGAAUGGCCCAUUCUGAUUCCCCAAAAGGUUUCUCCAUGAAUUUUCAUCUCAUUCAUUCUCUCGAAUAUUGCUCAGAACCUUGUAUUGAGGAUGGAAGAAGUUCACAACCAGACAACAACUCCUCUCAACAACCUCUCCUUAAAAAUCCUUUCGAUGUUAAAAUUUCCUUCUCGUGCUCUUGUGUUUUGGUGAGUGAGAAGGAGUCGAGAAUGAUUCAACUCUUUGAUUUAAUUUCUCGUAGAUUCCUCACCUCAAUCAAUUUACCUUCCACCCCUCGAUAUAUGCACAUUGAGUCAGAUUAUGAUGGCUACGGAAAUGAUGCUCUCUUAUUUACAAGUAAUGAUAAUUCUGUUUACAAGUACGAUCUCAAAUCCAUGAUUGAAUGUAAGGAAUCAAAAUAUUUGUGGAGAAACACUGAUGUUAAAUAUCCAAAUGGAAUAGUUUCAAGGAAAUUUGUAGACAUUAUCAAUGAGAGACGAGUUGAGAGAAAUUACACUUUCGUUUGUGAUGGAAGUUCGAAUUGUGUACGAGUGAUGAAAACAUUGAACGGACAAACUGUAACCUCAAUAGGUAUUCAGGAUAGAAUUUCAAUGACAAGUCCUUGGGGAAUUGACUUUACAAGUUGUGGGGAAAUGAUUGUCACCGAGAGUCUUUCUCACAGAAUUCAAAUAUUGAAACGCCAUUUAACAAAGAUUGACAACUCGAACCAAUAUCAAGAAAUUUGGAAAACUAGCAAAAUCAUUGGUGGAAGGGGAAGCGAAAAUGGGCGAAUGGAAUAUCCAAGCUCAAUUGUCUUUGACUCAGUUCACAAGAGGAUAGUUGUUUGUGACUAUUCAAACCAUAGACUUCAAGUAUUCAGUGAGGAUGGUCAUCAUCUUAAAAGUUUUGGAAGAAAAGGAAAGGGACGAAAUGAAUUCUCAUUUCCUAAUGCUCUUUGUCUUUGUGAAAAAACUGGAGAAUUACUAAUUGUUGAUUCUUCCAAUAAGAGGAUACUCACUUUCAUAUAA